Messenger RNA from Sphaeroforma arctica JP610, 1179 nucleotides. RefSeq lists its product as hypothetical. The transcript has a single exon. Lineage: Eukaryota; Ichthyosporea; Ichthyophonida. The record is from RefSeq and is a predicted model, not a curated record. Bases 1 to 1179 code for a protein of 392 amino acids.
AUGUUCGGAAGAGUCGAUAUCUGUACAAUCAUACUUACAACCGCGUUAACAUCGUCAGCAUGUGACGAGUUUCUCCUCAAUACAACGCACUAUGACUACCCAGAAAAUAUCGUUGUAAGUGGGCGUAACAUGGACAGCACAUGGGGCGUCAACUGGAACUUAGCUGCCGUGACACCCAAUACCACUCUGUCGCGAUUCAAUCCCGUCGCGAUUGAAGAUACUAUGAUUACAUACAUUAAUAAAUACGGGUUCAUAGGAGUUGCUGGUGAAUUUAAUAUCACAGGUCCAGGAACAAUCAUUCCAGACAAUCUCAUCGCAAUCACAGACGGUAUGAACACAGAAGGGUUGACGGUAGGAGUACUAUGGGAUAGAAACACUGCUGGCUACUUACCUUACGACACUAAUGGUCCAGAGCUUGCCGUGACUGUAUAUGAUCUGUCUACGUACCUUUUGAGCAUGUGCAAAGACAUCGCCGAUGUACAAGCCUUGCUAGACCCUACAAUUAUGCAGGUGCCCUUUUAUCUGGAGGUUCCAGCCUUUCUUCUAGUGCAUCUUAUCUUGCACGAUGCUGCUGGGAAAUCGCUCGUAAUCGAAUGGGACGAACCCGGUAAAAUGACACUUACAGUGGACGUGCCUGUGCUGACUAAUUCGCCACAACUCCCGGCGCAAUUAGUCAACUUAGAGCAGGCGUUGGCAGCAGACUGGGAUAUGACUCAGGUCGAUGCAUUGAAUAUCACUGAUUACAACUAUAUGUACUAUCCCGAGGCAAGGUUUCUUCGAUUGUACUACCUCAACAGUCUAAAUAGGAUCAUGCCCUGGUUCGAGCAGACCACGGCGUAUCCCUACACACCAAAUGACGGCAGUGUGGACAGAACGGCGGUCUUGACCACGCUGGAUAUGCUCACAGCGAAUACUAUCCCAUGGAGAUACUCACAUGACGGAUUAUACCUGGGUGAAGGCCAAGAAGAUCGAACACAGUGGCAGUCAGUACGAGACGCCACGAAUCUAGUCUACUAUGUCCGUACAAUAGCUUUACCCACACUCUCCAAGUUCGAUCUAACCACAACUCUAAAGAGCCUACAAAACUCUGCUGGUGAUGUGCGGGUCAUCAACUUGGGAACAGCCACACGGGCAGAAGGCUCAUGGAAUAUUGAUCGCACUUCAAUAUGGAGUGAGUAG